UUAACUUCUGUUUCAAGUGAUUCUGCUAAUCCAGCUGAAAGGGAAACGGAUGAAGUGGUUCUGAGGAGAAGACAAAAACAGAUCAAUUUUGGGAAGAAUACCCUUGCGUAUGACAGAUACAUUAAAGAAGUUCCAAAGAAUCAGCGAAUACCAGGAGUUCAUCCUAGAACUCCCAACAAAUUUAAGAAGUACAGCCGAAGAUCUUGGGACCAGCAGAUCAGGCUGUGGAAGAUAGCACUGCAUGCCUGGGAUCCUCCUACUGAAGAAACCUGGGAUCUGCAGCCAGUUCCCUGUUCUCCAGAUUCUUCUCCAGUAUGGAAACGCAGAAAAAGAAACAAUUCUGACUCUUCUGUGAUUUCAAAGAGCGAAAACCAUUAUGUGCAUAUGUACCACACACUGGAAAGUCUUACUGAAUCAGGAUAUCAGGAGGCUUUUUCAAAGUGCUCAGAGUGGGAUGCCUUUGGUGAAAAUGAUGAAGUAAUGACAGUACAACAGGGUAUAGAAAUAACAAG
Antrostomus carolinensis (chuck-will's-widow) is the source of this 512-nucleotide messenger RNA. RefSeq names its product histone RNA hairpin-binding protein. Gene Ontology annotation, molecular function: mRNA binding; histone pre-mRNA stem-loop binding. The annotation marks the transcript as partial. Gene Ontology annotation, cellular component: histone pre-mRNA 3'end processing complex; cytoplasm. Lineage: Eukaryota; Metazoa; Chordata; Aves; Caprimulgiformes; Caprimulgidae. The record is from RefSeq and is a predicted model, not a curated record. The transcript is spliced from 4 exons. Gene Ontology annotation, biological process: mRNA transport; mRNA 3'-end processing by stem-loop binding and cleavage.